AUGACGCAACCAGGCCCGAGGCGGUUUGCUCCCUUGAAGCAAGGAGCAGGCCAGACAAGGAAUCUGCCCAAACUCAAAGGGGUCGUCUUCGACGUCGACGGUACGCUAUGCAAACCUCAAAACCACAUGUUUGUGGAAAUGCGUGACGUUCUGGGGAUACCGAAGUCGAUCGACAUCCUGGAUCACAUCUACUCCCUCUCACCGGCCUCCAAACAGGAAGAGGCAAUGGAGUCCAUCCGGGCUAUCGAGAGAAGAAACAUGUCCGAACAGAUAGCCCAACCGGGCCUCGCGGCCCUCAUGGCCUACCUCGACUCGCGCUCGGUCCGCAAGGGGAUCUGCACGCGGAACUUCGACGGGCCCGUGACGCACCUGCUGGGCAAGUUCCUGCCGUCGUCGGUCUUCGAGCCCAUCAUCACGCGGGACUUCCGGCCGCCCAAGCCGGACCCGGCGGGCAUCCUGUUCAUCGCGCGGAGCUGGGGGCUGAGCCGCCCGCUGUCCGACAUGAGCCGGGGGCGGGCCGAGGAGCUCAAGGGCUUGGUCAGGGCGAGCGACGAGGGGGCGGGCGUCAGGCGGGGCGCGCUCGCGGAGCCCGAGGAAGGUGGCAACGACCAUGGGGACGGGGAGGAGAUCGGUGACGCGAGAGGGUUGAUCAUGGUGGGAGAUAGUAUCGACGACAUGGCGGCGGGCCGCAGAGCGGGCGCGGCGACGGUGUUGCUCGUCAACUCCGCGAAUGAGCAUCUGGCCGAGCACGAGGAUACGGAUUUGGUGAUCAGGAGCCUGGAUGAGCUGGUAGACAUCUUGGAGGACGGGUUCGUUGGACGUGUGAUCUCAUGA
Messenger RNA from Truncatella angustata, 834 nucleotides. RefSeq names its product haloacid dehalogenase-like hydrolase. The coding region runs from base 1 to 834 and encodes 277 amino acids. NCBI's taxonomy places the organism in Eukaryota, Fungi, Ascomycota, Sordariomycetes, Amphisphaeriales, Sporocadaceae. The record is from RefSeq and is a predicted model, not a curated record. The transcript is spliced from 3 exons.